AAUAAAAUAAACAUCCCGAACAGAAAUAUUAGUUGUAUAUACUGCUUAUCAAGGAUAAAAAAGAACUAUGCUGUCUGUUAACUUAUCAAUGACAGAAGUCACAACUGCCGCUAACUUUAGCUUUGGACCUGCAGAAGUUUUUACCGGACGCCCGGAAUAUGCCGUAAUCGUUCCAACAAUUUGGGCUCUUCUCGUUAUUCUCGGGGUGAUUGGAAAUGGUUUGGUAAUAUACACACUGAGUAAAAAUGGAGAAACAACAGCCACCAAUUGCUACAUUGUUAACCUAGCUAUCGCGGAUCUAACAUUUCUUGUAGUUGUAAUUCCAUUCACUGCCUCAUUUUACGCAACACCAGUCUGGAUUUUUGGAGAUUUUAUGUGCAAAUUUGCCAUGUAUAUGAUUUAUGUGACCUUACAUGCAACAUCUUUUACUCUGACAGCCAUGACGAUUGAUCGAUACCAUGCCAUCGUUCAUCCAUUAAGUUCGAUGAAUUGGAGAAAUAGAAAGAUAUCUACAAUUACCUGUAUCUUUGUAUGGGCAGUUGCCUUUUUCAUAUCUGUUCCAUUUGCUCUAUACCACAAAACUGUCACUGAAGAAGAAGAUCAUACAUAUUGUCAGGAAGCAUGGCCAGACGAGACACUGGGGAAAGUAAUUCUCAUAACAGUCACAGGGACUAACUACGUCUUACCAUUAACCAUCAUUGUUAUAUGCUAUUAUCAGAUUCUUCGCAAUUUAUGGAGAGGCUACAGACGAAAGACAGAAAGAUCCAUAAACUCAGCAGUAACAAGUGAAACACAAACAAGAAGAAAGAAGCGUAUGACGCGUAUGGUAGCAAUCAUAAUAUUGUUGUUUGCUACAUUCUGGUUUCCGAGUCACGUUAUCAAUAUUUAUACCAAACUUUAUCCCGAAUUCCCUAGAACCGAACCUAUGUUUAUUAUCAAAGUCUUAGCACACACAUUAUCAUACGCAAAUUCAUGUGUAAAUCCAUUCAUUUAUGCGUUUUUAAAUGACCGCUUUAAAAAGUCGUUCGUUAAAACAUUCCCAUCACUCAGCUACUGGUUCCCUUGUAUGCGAAAUAUUAUUGAAGAGAUGGAACAUACCCGGACUACCAACAUGGUGGAUCAAGCAAUUCAAGCAGGAGCAGAUGACAACGAUAAUGACCACGUUGAGGAAAACUGUAACCACAUUCAACUUCAGAAAUUACAGGAAACCAGUUUGCUUUAAGAGACAUGAGAAUAUUGGUGCUACAUACAUUCAGUGAGAUAUUAAAACAGUUGUAAACUGUAAAAGAUACGUGUUCAAACUACAAAUGUUUUUUUAUAUAUGUAUAACUCUACUAUAAUU
Messenger RNA from Mytilus trossulus (common blue mussel), 1342 nucleotides. Its product is annotated as galanin receptor type 1-like. The transcript has 4 exons. NCBI's taxonomy places the organism in Eukaryota, Metazoa, Mollusca, Bivalvia, Mytilida, Mytilidae. Bases 68 to 1222 code for a protein of 384 amino acids. Gene Ontology annotation, molecular function: G protein-coupled peptide receptor activity. Gene Ontology annotation, cellular component: plasma membrane. Gene Ontology annotation, biological process: neuropeptide signaling pathway. The record is from RefSeq and is a predicted model, not a curated record.